AUGGAUGUGCCGGAGGAGACGAGGCUUCGCCACAAGCGAGAUUUCAUCCAGUUCCUCGAAAAUAUUUACAUGGAUGAGAUAAAGGCGUUGGUACAGCAAAAGCGUCACCGUCUCAUUGUAAAUGUCUCUGACAUUCAUAACUCCUUCCCUGGAUCUGCCCUUAGGAUACUGAAGACUCCAAUUGAGUACAUGCAGUCAUUUUGUGACGCAGCCACUGAAGCUACACGCAACAUUGACCCAAAAUACUUGAAGGAAGGAGAGCAAAUCCUUGUUGGAUUCGAAGGUCAUUUCGUCUCUCGCCGUGUCACUCCUAGAGAGCUUCUCUCAGAGUUUAUUGGAUCUUUGGUCUGCGUUGAGGGCAUUGUCACCAAGUGCUCUCUUGUGAGGCCAAAGGUUGUUAAAAGCACACACUUUUGUCCCUCAACUGGUGAUUUUACACAUCGAGAUUACCGAGACAUAACGUCCCACGCUGGUUUACCCACUGGCUCUGUCUACCCAACAAGGGAUGAUAAUGGAAACUUAUUGGUGACUGAGUAUGGGCUGUGCAAAUACAAAGAUCACCAGACCUUGUCUAUUCAAGAAGUGCCUGAAAACGCUGCUCCUGGUCAGCUUCCACGAAGCGUGGAUGUCAUAGCUGAGGAUGACCUUGUUGACUCUUGCAAGCCAGGAGAUCGAGUGGCCAUCAUCGGUAUUUACAAGGCUCUUCCAGGCAAAAGCAAGGGUAGUGUAAAUGGUGUCUUUAGGACUAUCCUCAUUGCUAAUAAUAUCAAUCUGCUCAACAAAGAAGCCAAUGCACCUAUAUACACCCCGAAAGACUUGCAGGAAAUUAAAAAGAUUUCAGCAAGAGAUGAUGCAUUUGAUCUCCUUGCUCGCUCCUUGGCACCUUCUAUUUAUGGGCACGCUUGGAUAAAGAAAGCAGUUAUUCUACUGCUGCUUGGCGGACUUGAAAAGAACCUCAAGAACGGAACCCACUUAAGAGGGGAUAUCAACAUGAUGAUGGUUGGUGAUCCAUCUGUUGCCAAAUCUCAACUUCUGAGAGCGAUCAUGAAUAUCGCACCAUUGGCUAUAUCAACCACAGGCCGUGGUUCUUCCGGUGUUGGGUUAACUGCUGCUGUGACGUCUGACCAAGAAACAGGGGAACGAAGACUAGAAGCUGGUGCAAUGGUCCUCGCUGAUAAAGGUGUUGUGUGCAUUGACGAGUUUGAUAAGAUGAACGAUCAGGACAGAGUUGCUAUACACGAAGUGAUGGAGCAACAAACCGUUACAAUCGCUAAAGCUGGUAUCCAUGCAUCACUGAAUGCUAGAUGCAGUGUGGUUGCAGCAGCAAAUCCCAUAUACGGAACUUAUGACAGAUCACUGACUCCAACAAAGAACAUCGGACUUCCAGACUCGCUGCUCUCUCGUUUUGAUCUGCUGUUUAUUGUGCUGGAUCAAAUGGAUCCCGGUAUCGACAGUCAGAUCUCAGAACACGUCUUGCGCAUGCACCGUUACAAAAACGAUAGAAGUGAGGCAGGGCCAGAUGGGAGCUUGCCAUACGCAAGAGAGGAAGAUGGUGAAAGUGAAGUGUUUGUAAAGUACAACCGAAUGCUACAUGGGAAGAAGAAGAGAAGAGGCCAAACAAACGAGAAAACUCUUACGGUUAAGUUCCUGAAGAAGUAUAUUCACUACGCCAAGCAUAGGAUUCAACCAGAGCUCACUGAUGAAGCGUCCGAACGUAUUGCAGAAGCAUAUGCAGAUCUCAGAAAUGCAGGUUCUGAUACUAAGACUGGAGGUACGCUUCCGAUCACAGCAAGAACUCUAGAGACAAUAAUCCGUCUUGCCACAGCACACGCGAAAAUGAAGUUGAGCAGAGAGGUAACUAAAGCCGAUGCAGAGGCUGCCUUGAAGCUUAUGAACUUUGCAAUAUAUCAUCAAGAAUUGACAGAUAUGGAUGAACGUGAGCAAAAACAACGUGAAAGGGAACAAACAGAACAGGAACAAACUCCAACUGGUCAACGAAGGGAUAAUGAUAAUGGAGAAGAGAAUGUCACUGCAAAUGUCGAAAGUGAAGCAGCAGAUCCAAUGGAAGUAGAUGAGCCUCCCGUAGAGCAAUUUAGUGGCACGGUGUCUGCAGCAAGGGUUGAAGCGUUUGAGCGAGUGUUUGGGCAGCACAUGAGGACAAACAGGCUCGACGACAUUUCUGUUGCAGAGAUAGAGACUGUAGUCAACAACAAUGGAGUUGGAGCUUCUCAUUACUCUGCAGAUGAGAUUAUGGCUCUGUUGGAGAAACUGCAAGAUGAUAACAAAGUGAUGAUCAGCGAUGGUAGAGUUCAUAUCAUUUGA
Microthlaspi erraticum is the source of this 2322-nucleotide messenger RNA. The record is from the annotation of a GenBank genome assembly. NCBI's taxonomy places the organism in Eukaryota, Viridiplantae, Streptophyta, Magnoliopsida, Brassicales, Brassicaceae.